Molecule: messenger RNA, 3105 nt
Organism: Globicephala melas (long-finned pilot whale)
Lineage: Eukaryota; Metazoa; Chordata; Mammalia; Artiodactyla; Delphinidae
Gene: SYNC
Product: syncoilin, intermediate filament protein
Biological process (GO): intermediate filament-based process
Cellular component (GO): cytosol; Z disc; neuromuscular junction
Source: RefSeq, a predicted model, not a curated record
CGGGCUGCCCGGGGGGCCAGCUAUUAAUACCGCGGCCGCCCAGCCCGGGUCGCGCAGCCAUGGCCAGCCCGGAGCCCCGGCGCGGCGGGGACGGCGCCGCCGAGGCCGCGAGGAACACAAGAGCAGAGGCCACUUCUCUGCAAGAGGAGAACUCUGAAUCCCCGUAUGAGGUGGGGACCUGGAACCCAGAAGUUACUCUGUCUUUGGAAGGGACCUUGAACUUAGAGGAUAUUCUCUACCCGGGGGACACAGGUGACUUUGAUGUGGCUAUGUGUGUGGAAGAGACCGAGAAGCCUGAGGAGACGCUGCAUAUUGAGGAGACCAGGACGCCUGAUGAGGCCCUGUAUGUGGAGGAGCCAGGAAAGCCAGAGGAGAUGCUAUAUGUGGAAGAGCCCGUGAAGCUGGGGAAGACUACAAGCCCAGAGCAGAUGGUUUAUGGGGGAAAGACUGUCCCGAGCGAGGAGAAACCUAACCCCGAGGAGAGCCUCAGAGCUGGGCCGUGUCCCAGCACAGAGGGGAGCCUGAGCACAGAGGACCUGGAAUUGCUGGAGGGGCGUUUCCAGCAGUGUGUCCAAGCCGUGGCCCAGCUGGAAGAGGAGAGGGAUCAGCUCAUCCAUGAGCUUGUGUUGCUCCGGGAACCAGCCCUGCAGGAGGUGCAACGGGUCCACCACGACAUCCUGGCUGCCUACAAACUGCACGCCCAGGCAGAGCUGGAGAGGGAUGGGCUGAGGGAGGAGAUCCGACUGGUCAAGCAGAAGCUGUUCAAGGUGACGAAGGAAUGUGUGUCCUACCAAUAUCAGCUGGAGUGCCGCCGGCAGGACGUGGCUCAGUUUGCCGAGUUCCGGGAAGUGCUGACCGCCCAGGCAGCCCAGCUCUCGGAGGAAUUAGCCCAGCUUCGGGAUGCCUAUCAGAAGCAAAAGGAGCAGUUACGGCAACAACUAGAAGCACCUCCAAGCCAGAGGGAUGGGCACUUUCUCCAGGAGAGCCGGCAGCUCUCUGCCCAGUUCGAGAACCUCAUGGCGGAGAGCCGCCAGGGCCUGGAGCAGGAGUAUGAGCCUCAGCUGCUGCGGCUCCUAGAGAAGAAAGAAGCUGCGGCCAGAGCUCUGCAGAAAACCCAGGCCGAGAUCCAGGAGAUGAAGGAGGCUCUGCGACCCCUGCAAGCAGAGGCCCUUCAGCUCCAGCUGCAAAACAGGAAUCUGGAGGACCAGACCACCCUUGUGAGGCAAAAACGAGACGAGGAUGUGCAGCAGUACAGGGAACAGCUGGAGGAAAUGGAAGAACAACAGAGGCAGCUAAGAAGCGGGGUGCAACUCCAGCAACAGAAGAACAAAGAGAUGGAGCAGCUAAAGAUCAGCCUUGCUGAAGAGCUCGCAACAUACAAGGGCUGUUUAGAAACAUAUGGCCGAAUCUGUAACCAGGAACCAACAAAAAAAACUUCUUAGCAAAGGAUCACUGAGUACCCUUUGGACAUACUUUUUUCUAAACAGAGAAGGGAGUGCCAGGGAUUUGGCAAGCAGUUCACUCUGGGAAAGUUACAAAUACUGGCUGACCUGUUUAAAAAGAUCAUAGGGCUGGCUGGAGGCAGAAUACUAUCAGUCAACUCUUAGCUGGAUUCUAUUUCAUAGGCUGCUGGUACUGAUUUCGAUGCACUGAGAAAUGGAAAAAUAAGUCUCCUGUCACCCAUCAACAACCCUCCACACGCACAAAGUAAAGGAAGAAUGUAUGGACACACCUUGCUGUAUUGUGAAGAAUGUAUCUUACCUUCUGUUGACCCAAAAGUUUUUCAGGAACACAGGUGGAGUCAAAAAGGCAGACGAUUUUCCUUAUAUUCAAGUUGACCCCUGAACAAUGUGGCGGUUAAUCUGCACAUAACUUAGUUGGCCCUCGGUAUCCGAGGUUCCUCCACAUCCACGGACUCAACCAACCACUGCAGGUAUAGUACUGUGGUAUUUACUAUUGAAAAGUAUGUUGUAAGUGGACCUAUGCAGUUCAAACCCACGUUGUUCAAGGGUCAACUGUACAUGGGUUUACAAUUUGAAUUCUUUUGUGCCAUGAAUGUUAGACUUUAAUUGAAUUCCUUUACAAAGUUUACUUUUCUUUAAGUCUGUGCUGAUUCAUGUAGAUUUACUCUUGUGUCAUGGUAAUUUUCACUAUACUCUAAAAGAACUACUGGGCUUCCCUGGUGGCGCAGUGGUUGAGAGUCCGCCUGCCGAUGCAGGGGACACGGGUUCGUGCCCCGGUCUGGGAAGAUCCCAUGUGCCGCGGAGCGGCUGGGCCCGUGAGCCAUGGCCGCUGAGCCUGUGCGUCCGGAGCCUGUGCUCCGCAAUGGGAGAGGCCACAACAGUGAGAGGCCCGCGUACCGCAAAAAAAAAAAAGAACUACUGACUUAGAAUAAAGAACCAAUCCAGAUUUCCCCAAAGAUGAGUUUGAUUUUUCACCUCAUGAAAAUGAUUCUGGGUCAGAGUGAUCUACUCCGUUAAAUUGGGUGGUUGAAGAACCCGGCAUUUUACCUGGUUAUGGCACUUGGCUUUCAAGAGCCUAUUUUUCUAACCUCUAAGUACAGGCCCCAGUGAAAAAAAUACUGGGGAGAUUCAACCUCUCUAUGAGAAAAUGUCAAACACCUUUUCCAAAUUUAAAUUUUGCCUUAAAUUCUCUCUGCCACACUGCCUCUGACAUUCUUGAAAGUUCAUGUAGUUCUCCAGAGAUAGACUUCAAAAAGAUGUUAUUUUAUCAAAGACUAAUCUGUGUACCUCUGAUUCAGCAUUUUAUGUCUUUCACUUCCCCCGGGAAGGAGUAAAGCUCUUUGCUAUACCUCUGGGUCUAUUAUAUUUAAUUCUGCUCUUGGUAGUCAAAGACCAUAGAAAAUAACUGUCACCUGAACAACUCUUCUAGACGCCAGAGACUGGUGUUUGAUGGCUAUUAUAUAUUAAAUAAAACCCAUCAGUGUGGGAUUAUGUAGAAAAGCAAUUUAUUCCAUUAUAAGCACUUACACAGUUAGUCAUGGAGAGUAACAGGCCUGCUGGUGAAACAGGUCACCCAAAAUAGAGAUGGUAUCAAACUAGUGGUCAAGGACUAACUCCUUUAAAAAAAAAAAAAAAAAAAAAA